GCGAGACGUGGGAGGGCGAAAGUCUCGGCGGUGGUCGGUUUAUUGAUUGAACAUGAAACGACGCAUCGAACCGCGCAAGCUCGCCGUCCGCCCUGAAUGAAGUGACGUGCUCUCUCGCAUAUGGAGACGCGAAUAGAACGACGAUAGAAUCGUCGUGCAUCUCGUGUGCGGACAGCCCUCGGCAGCCGAGCAGCAGCGACGACGACUACUACGAGAGGAUGCUCCUUCGGCGGGGCUGCACUUGGCUGACGCUGAUGCCGCUCCUGCUAAGUCUGUCUAUCGGCGAACUCAGCUUCUAUCGAAAUGCGCUCCCGGAGACGUCAUCGAUGUCGGACGACAUCGCGCUGAAGCACCUGAUCCAUUAUCUGGAGGCGCAUCGUCUUCAGCAGCGUCUUCAUCGCUCGCAUCUGACCACGUUUCUAUCGCCUGUGCACAAGAAGCACAGCGAUUUUCAGCAACUGAACCGUCAGGAGGAACGCCUCAUCGAGUAUUUAACCGACAGGAAGGCCGCCGAGGAGAGCCUGAAUCAGAAGUUGAACGCAUGGCUGAAGCAUUAUUAUCAUCCGCCCAAUUAUCACGAUUCGAUCGCCGACCAGAUCGUGAAACAGAAUUCAGAAUACUUUCGCAAUCUAGAUCACAAGUACUCGGACUAUCCCGAAGAAAAGCAGCCAGACGAGAUGAACAGUAACGGUCACUUCUCCAAGGAUCUUGAGUACAGACAGACCUUCAAUGUGGAUAGAGGAAGAGCGAUGGACGAAUCUGUUGUGGACACUUUUCACAAGUAUAUAGAUCACAAUCCCGCGGGCAUCUCGUGGCAUCACGAGGGCGGAAGAAAAACAGCACGACCGACAGAGGCCACCGAGCCGGAAUUUACGUACGAGUUUGACAACUCGAAUCUCGAGGAGAAACAUCCGUUUGCGGUGGCUCCGAACGAUCCCAGAUACUACGACAAAGCGCCGUUUUCAUCAGACGACGUAAAUCGACAAGAGGAAGAGGCGGUUAAGAAAGAGUCAAUAAUGAUAAAGCAUGAGGACGAUAUUCGAAAUAUCGACCAGACACCGAAGGAAUUGAUCGUACGACUUGAUACCGGAUCGAAAUCAGACAGAUCAGAGGGAUAUCAUCCGUUGAUAGAGCCUAUGAAUUAUAACUUAAAUAAUGAUAUCUAUUUCAUCGCCAUAGUUGCCGGUUGCAGCGCAGCAGCGAUGUUCGCUCUGGUAUUGAUCAGUUUAACAUGGUGCAGACUACAACGUGGUGCGAAAGCUGCAGCGGAUAUAGAAUAUCCUGCUUAUGGCGUAACAGGACCGAACAAGGAUGUGUCGCCUUCCGGUGACCAGAGACUCGCCCAGUCCGCCCAGAUGUACCAUUUCCAACAUCAGAAACAACAAAUUAUCGCCAUGGAAAAUCGCACUUCUGCAACAAGAGACCCAGGUUCCCUUUCGGAAGCAGAAAGCGACGAGGAGAACGAGGAGGGUGACUACACCGUUUAUGAAUGCCCGGGACUUGCUUCUACGGGCGAGAUGGAGGUGAAGAACCCGAUGUUCCAUGACGAUCCUACUCCAGCGACACCGGCUGUGCAAAGCAACAACAAAGAAGAGGACCACAUAUAGUUUCAGUAAAGUAGAAAAAGAGAAAAAAUCAACCACGCGCGCGCAAUUUCGAAGAAAUCUUCCCUGGUGCUUAGCUCACUGUUAAUGUACCAUAUCGGAAAUGUUUAUCUAUUAUAUUUGAGUGUAUACACAACUUUAAUAUUUAUAUAUGGGGCGAGGGGCAAUGUAUUUUACGAGAGAGGGAGGAAUCGAUUCGAUACUAGAAUGACCGAUGUUCAACCCUUCGUUCCGGAAAUAAGAUAACAUUUAUCAGCGUCUAUUUACAUUGAUACGUGAAAUCGAAGCACGGUAAUCAAAGUCAACAAGGAUGCAUCAGUGUAAUUCCAUGUGAAUUGAAUUGAUCUUACAAAAUCUCAAUAAAGAGAUUUCGAAGAAAUUUAAUUCUAAAAAUUACGUUUUUUUUAGAUAAUUAUAUUCCGAAGGCAAUUAUUAAAAAAAACACUAUGUAUGUACCAUUUUCUUUCUGCGCCGCGCAAAACGCUACAUCGUUUCUUCUAGUAUUGAAGCAUUAAAUUGUCGACAGCGCUUUUAUGAGUUAAAGUAAUGAGAAUUCUCUAAAAAGGACGACGAAUCGACGUGCAAAAUGGCUCGUCUGUCAGAGAACACCCAACUGUUUUCUAAUGUUGUGACGUACUAUAGUUUGUACUUUCAUA
This is a messenger RNA of Camponotus floridanus (Florida carpenter ant), 2260 nucleotides long. RefSeq lists its product as uncharacterized. Gene Ontology annotation, cellular component: membrane. The transcript has 7 exons. Lineage: Eukaryota; Metazoa; Arthropoda; Insecta; Hymenoptera; Formicidae. The record is from RefSeq and is a predicted model, not a curated record. Bases 219 to 1607 code for a protein of 462 amino acids.